GCAGUUGUCCUUGCUUUAAUCAAUGAUGGAGUCGAAUGUUUGGAUGGGGUCUAGAGACUAAAAUAGGUCGGCUUUUUGUGCCAGUAACACAUGGAAACGACAUCAACCGGUGUGCAGUCAUAGAGCUGAAGCGCGUUUCUUGUGACUGAGUAAGAGGAGGCCAACUGGCUGACAUCGAUCGUCGCGGCGGCCUUGCUAACAUUAGCCAUCGCUGCGAAGUUGAGACAGCCUUUCUCUUGAUGUGAGGCCUGUUUUUAACUUCUUCUCUUUUUCAUCAAAUUACAGCUCCUUUAAGGAAUAAUCCUAUUAUCUGCGUGGCCAUACCGGGCAAAGAUUACCCUACCUUAAAGCAAGCUCGUCUGGAAGUGUGAGCACGGCUUCUUGAAGAAGUUGUAAUCCAUGUCCUGGAGUCACUGCAGAUCCAAGAUCACUGAUAUAAUCCGAAACCAUGUCUUUAGUCGCAUAUGGCAGCAGUGAUGAGAGUGAUUCAGAGGAAACCUCCACCUCUGCAGCAGCAGCCGAGAGGAAAGUCGGCGGGCUCUUCUCCGCCCUGCCUGCUCCCAGGAAGAGCGGAGACUAUGGACUGAACAGAGAGACUAAAGAGAACCCCACAGCAGGAGAAAAAGCCUCAAACGAUGACCCAGUUCCUCAGCCUUCCAGAGGAGGGUUGUUCUCUAGUCUGCCUAAGCCGAGGAAACGAACAGAGCCUGUCAGGAUCACUGCGCCAGAAAUCCACAGACGAGAUGUGAGUACUGCGUCUGUUCACAUCUUUCCUCUGUCCUUUUAGAUCUUUCCUCUCUGUUUAGAUCUUUCCUCUGUCUCUUUAGAUCCUUCCUCUGUCUCUGUUUAGAUCUUUCCUCUGUCUCUUUAGAUCUCUCCUCUGUCUCUUUAGUUCUCUCCUCUGUCUCUUCAGAUCUUUCCUCUUUCUAACAGGCUCUCAUGGUGUAUGAUCAUGCAGUAUCUGAUAAUCCUCUUAUUUGUCUUCCAUAGUCAGAUUCAGAUGAUGAUGAACCAGCAAGCAAGAAACCACAGCAUCAGGUAGGAGCUCUCUGGAUGUGUGACAACAUGAAUCGAUCUUUGGACCAAUAAAAAAUACAUUAACAUGAAAAGAAUCUGUCACCGUAGCUUUUUUCCUCAACAUUACAUAAUGUAUCGAAUAUAUAAUAUAUCAAUCAUUGAACUCACACUGUCACUCCUGUAGACUUGGGUAUUUUAGCAGACGAUUUAAAGCCAACCGUUUCAAAUUCGGGUUUAAGAUGGACAGUGAUUUUAAAUUCGACAGGCAAAUUAGCUCAGUAGUGAAAUCUAGCUUUUAUCAUAUUAGGCUGCUUUCACAAAAGCACUUUGAAACAGUAAUCCAUGCCUUUGUUACAUCUCGGCUUGAUUACUGUAACACACUUUACUUUGGAGUCAGCUAGUUCUCCCUCUCACAUCUCCAGUUAGUACAAAACGCAGCUGCCCAGCUCUUAACUGGAGUAUGUAAGAGGGAGCACAUUACUCCCAUCCUGGCCUCCCUCCACUGGUUACCCAUGCAUUUUAGAGUUCAUUUUAAGAUUCUUUUAUUUGUUUAUGUCUAUUUAUGUGCAGCACUUUGUUCAGCUGUGGUUGUUUUAAAGUGCUUUACAAAUAAAGUUGAGUUCAGUUGAGUCCCUGAAAUCCAUAUCUGUGUCCUCUUCCAGGGUGGAGGUUCAGGUCUGUCUUCUCUACUCCCACAACCCAAAAACCUGACGGUGAAGGAAACCGAUAGACUCCUGAUUCCUCACACGCUUACCAAGCGCCAAGAACCUAAAGGACCCAAGCCUGGAACACCAGCUCAGGGUCUGCUUAACUCUAGUGCAUCUCCCUCCGCUAUCAAAGCCGCUGCAAAGUCCGCCGCCCUGCAGCUCGCCCGACAGAUAGCCACGGACGAACAAGAUAACGAGGACGAUAUAACCCCGCAGAACUACUUUUCCCUGGGAGAGAGCACCCCGUCUCUCCCUCCAGUUGUCCCGAGCUUAGACCCCGAGCCAGGAGCGCCUGCAGAGCCUUUCCCUCUUGCACCCAUAGAUGAACCCGGUCAGUCUGAUGCACCUCUCGACUUUGGGGGAGGCCAUGAGGGAGCUGGUUCAUGGGGAAGUCAGUAUCAACAGCCCAUGGCGGGCCCAGAAGGUUUCCCUCAGGUAAUCAGGGCUUACAAAGCACCCAAACUCUGUUUACGAACGUCAACCAAAUGGCCUUAUUCAAACUGGCUCAUUUGAAAUAUGCUUGAAUAUUUAAGAAUAAGACGAGGCUGUUCCAGUUCAAAAUAUAGGGAUUAACUUGUUAACAGCUCAUCAGAUCUAAAAGCAGCCAUGGAUACUGCCACUUAGCCUUGAUUCUAUUAAUAGUCAAGAUGUCCAGUUUUCUGUAUGAGGGCUAACUCAAAACAAGUGGAGCCUCUAAUUAUAAAUCCACAUACAAACAGACCUACAUAAUAUAGGUAGUAUCUGGUUGUAUCCUGAUCAUUUCUCUUUGGACAGGGUUAUUACAAUGAGCCAUACUACCAAGAUCCCAACUCUGAGCAGGCGGAAGCUGAAGAGCCCGGCCAGUCCACCAUGUUCGACGAUGAAGCGGUAAGAAGUCUACCGCCUCUUCAUUCUUUUUCGCUGGGCUUCACGACUCACAUUAAGUCACACAUGCAUUAUUUUUUCACGUUCCCCAGUUCAUGCGACUGCAAGGGAAACGAAACCGAGGCAAAGAGGAGGUGAAGUUUCUGGAGAUCAAAGGGGACGACCAGCUGAGUGGAAACCAGCAGUGGAUGACGAAGAGCAUAUCAGAGGAGAAGCAGAUGCGUCAGUCCUUCAGCAAGGUGACUUUUUUUUUUUUUGGAGUGUUGAGUGAGAUUUUGUUCCUAGAGGUUUAUUUUCAGGUAUUUGCUCAGCCCCUGGCAAGAAGAAAGAUGUUUGUCUUUGCUCAAUAUUGAUUCAUUCUCAGCAGAGUAGGAACACCUCAAGCUGUAAUGCACGUGACGCAGAAUUUAAAAGUAUUUCUUGGCUGGGUUCACUAGACAGGAUUCUUGUUUUCUAACGUGGACAUUCACAAAGAAUGAAAUGAUUUUGUUUUUUUAAGGGUUUUACCCGACCUCAGAAUACAGGUGUACCGUUUUUUUCCCAACUGGGCUUUCAAAAAAUUCACCCAAGCUGACUUGGCCGAUCAUGCUGAGUUGAAUAACGUAUAUUGCGGCUUUCCUAGUAGCUUUAAAAAAAAGUGGCUUGAGGCAGAGGAUAGGUCCUGUAAAUUUGUGUGACACGCCGGUGCCGUUCCAAAGAAGCACCCACAGUUCAUCGAUGUUUUGUUGCUUUAAUAACUCACAAUGAUUUACACGCGCACAUCAGAUAUAAUAUGUGUACACUUUGCGACGUGUGUCAUUGCAAAACAAAGAACAUAAAGCGCGGUCAACAACAAUUAUGGCGACAUAGGCUCACCUCUCCACCCCAGUGCAGGUAAGACUACCCCUUACAUAACCUACCGGCUUUCAAACGCAGUGCCCGCGUGACCCAAGCCCAGCGAAACCAAUGGCAACCAGACAAAAGUAAUUGAACACAGGAUAACCGAUCAGCAAAGCAACAUUAUGGCUCCUACAAUGUAUGCUUUACAACGGACUGAAAUGGUUUUGUAUUUUUGCAGAAAAAAGGAGAACAGCCUACAGGGCAGCAGCGGCGUAAACAUCAAAUAACAUAUCUCAUUCACCAGGUAAGUGACACUAAAAUCAACUUCUCUGAAAUGCUAUAUGAGCACACAUCAAAUCAAACAGUAUGGUUAUCUAGAGUUUAUUGUCUUGCUUUAACUGUAGAUCUUUGGUUUGCAUUUUACUUAAAAGUCAGUACAUUAUAGUUCUUUUACUAUAACAAUAUAGUAUCCUUAAGGGGUAUGAAGUUAAUGAUAUCCUCUAGCGCCUCUGAUACAAGACAGACUUCAAGGAUAAUACUUCCAGUGCUUUCUAAGGUGAUUAAGAGCAGGGUAGAGUCAGGGUUUCUGUUACAACAUACUGACUGUAACAUGUCUGAGCAUGUUGAACUCCAGUUUUUAGGCUUCACUAAUGUUUGCACAGAGCAAACCUCGUGGCUUGUGUUGGCUUUUUUAUGCUAGGGGGUUUUACAGUGAGCUGCAUGAAAACAGCUGUAGGAUAAGUCUGCAGAAGACAUUCAAACAAGGUCAACAUGUAGCUACUUCUCUGCAUUAGUUUAUUAUCGAAGUCUCAGAGUUAUUGUCUGAUUAUCAUGUCGGGCAUUGUUCUGUCUUGGACAAGUUUUUGAAUUUCACAAACCACAGAUAGAAUUUAAAGUAGGGUAAGGCUCUGAGGGUGGGUGCUAAUUUGCAUGUAACCCUUGAUUUGAAAUCAGUUUCUACUCAUUUGUCAAUUUUUAUUCCAUAUUUCUGUCUUAUUGGGGUUUAUCAGGAGUUAUAAAUCAUGCUCUUUUUUCACAGGCGAAGGAGCGGGAGUUGGAGCUGAAGAAUAACUGGGCAGAAAACAAGCUAACCCGCCGGCAGACGCAGGCCAAAUACGGUUUCUAAAUGUCAUCCGUUGGACUUUUUGAGACAUAAUGAAGCCCUGCAUCCAAACUUAGAGUAGAGUUUUCCAGAUUUUCCUGAAUAACCAGAAACUUGUUUAAUAAGAAACUACACACGCACACACAGACAUAAAUACAGAUUUCUUCCUCCUGGCCCUCUGACCUCUGUAUUUGUGUUGAAAUGUUUGAGUUGUUCUUUUGGUCUGUUGUUUCAUAAAGUGUAAUACUGGCUUUGAAAGUAAAUAUAGGUGCUGUACCUUCAUAACAAUGUCAUGUAGUAUUUUUAAGGUACCUGUGACCCUGAAGUGGCCAUUAUAAAUCUUUUCCUUCUGAAUGUGUAAAAUUAAUUCUUAUUCAGCAAACUUUGAUAUGCAUCAUUCUGUUGAGUUCAAUGACAGUAAGUUAAAAGGCAUGUUUGGUUCCCUAGCAGUCACACAGAUGUUGGUUUGAUAGUCCCUCCCACAAUGAGAAGGAAUUUCAAGUCACUUAACGCCUGAAUCAAAAUGUUUUCAAUAAAAGGUAAGGAGAAUACUGCAGGUGAUCCAAACCACAACACAUUUAGCAUCUUGCAGGGACCCUGAAGUAUGAACGCAUGAAUGUCAAAUUGAUAUUUUCUUUGUUGGAGUGUUAAGUGAUGUGAAAACACAGGGUUGCGAAAAUUAAUCUUGAAUAGCUUGUUUUGUGGGUUAGUGUAGCUCAUCCUGUUAGCAUAAGCAGCUCUAUCUCUCCUAUCAAUGGGCCAGAAAUGUCAGCAAAGGUGACUUAUUCUCUACGUACAAGUAGUCCCCCUCUUGAUAUAGGUAAGCCAAAUAACUCAUCCUGUUUACUUUUAAGUCAAGUAGUUUUGUCUCUCUAACUGGUAAACCAAAGUUCUCAGUAAGGGUAGCUCAUUGUGUAGGCUGUAGCACAUCAAAAUGUUGGCUGUGCUGAGUAUUUCUUUAGCUUGACUGGUUAAAUCUUCCUUUUGAGUAUUGUAUAUUUGAGUAUUGUAAGUUGUAGAUCAGAGUAGCUCUAACAGUCCCAUAAUUGUAGCUUAUCCUUUUGGUCAGGGUAGCUAAAACUGUUGGCUGGGAUUGAUUUCAGGGCCAUCUGAGGUACUUUAUGUAGGACUUAUCUAGAACAGAUGACUACCUCGAUAAUAGUUGGUAAAGGUACUUUACUCUCCCAUGCAGAAAGUAACUGGCACAGCCUAUUUUAAAAUGUCAGAGAAAGACUGGUAGGUUGUAUGGUCAGGUGGAAAAGCUCAUUCUUUCACCCAAGAACUAUCAGGAGCUCUAUGAAUACAAGUAAAAGAAAGAAAAGCUUGACUUUUUAAGUAUCUCCCUGGAAAUAUCCAUGAAAAUUGAGAGGUAUUUGUUUAAUUUGACAAGUACUUCUCAUAAGCAAAGUUGUUUAAAUGUGCAGUAUUUCACAACACAUACAAGUCAGUAGAAAGCAAAAAAGAUGUGGCAAAAUGAAGAAAAAACAUGCCAGUGACCAAGGGAUAUAGACUGUUAACUGCCAAAAGCCAGUGACAAAGUUCCAGCUGAUGUAUUACAAGGCAGGAAUAUUCAUGUCUGAGCUAAUUUUGAAAUGGCUUGUAAAAUAAGUCAAACGCACUCCUCUGCCAGUUCAUGUUGUACACUUAAAAUGAAGUCAUAAAUCCUCUCUUUUGGUUCUUUUCCAUCCCUUUGAAUGCAACCCAGUAAAUAUUGGUCGUGUCUGGUAUCACAAAAAAGCAGAUACUACUUGUGGUUUUACUUGCAAUGUACUGCUAUUCCCUCUAUAGUUUUCAACAAAAAUGCAACCUGUAAAUAAAAUGAGAUUCUCAAUCCUCACAUGAAUAACUGAUUUAUGCAUUUAUGGUGUGUUUGACAUAUAAACAAAUUUCAACUUCGA
Molecule: messenger RNA, 6407 nt
Organism: Xyrichtys novacula (pearly razorfish)
Lineage: Eukaryota; Metazoa; Chordata; Actinopteri; Labriformes; Labridae
Source: the annotation of a GenBank genome assembly